AUGACUAUGAAUGUACGAAUUCAGCAAACGAGUCGCCUGAAUGAACGAGAGGAACAAAAUAGCCAUACCUAUAUAGCACUACGAAAGGGCAGAUUAUAUCAUUCUGGUUCCAAACCAGAAACAAAUGCAAUAGCACCCCUAGAAGCAGAAACAAAUACAAUAGCACCCCUAGAAGCAGAAACAAAUGCAAUAGCACCCCUAGAAGCAGAAACAAAUGCAAUAACAACCUUAGUAACAAAACUAAGACUCGGAAAAGAGAAGGCAGACACAGGCCUCUUGCAAAUGUUGCUGGAUCAAAUGACGGCCCAUGAUGCAACAACACUGAUGACAGCCAAGCAGAAGUGCCUGCCUCUCACCGCGGUCGUGUUGGUGGCCGUCGUGUCCCCGGCGGUCGCCAUCAGCGCCCUUUCCUUCCCUCUAUUUAGCACCAGCAACACCCAAGAAGUUCGACAGGUCUCCGCCGACGGCGCUUCGCUCCAGGAGCAGACUGAAAAUGGCCGUUUUUCCGGAACCUGCUCCUUUGAGGAUGAAUCGGGAAGGACUAUCGAGGUGAUUGCUAGGGAUGACUGUGGCAGCCAGGACCACAGGCCUACCAGGGUGGGAGAUUUCACAUUCAUCAGGGAAAAUAACAGAGGACAGAGUUCAUACAAUACAGGAAGAUACCCAACUCAAUAUCAAGGAGCUGGGCAGAACUCUUACAGCAGUGGGAGAUACCCAAGCCAAAAUCAGGGAGCUGGGCAGAACUCUUACAGCAGUGGGAGAUACCCAAGCCAAAAUCAGGGAGCUGGGCAGAGUUCGUAUAACACUGGAAGAUACCCAAGCCAAAAUCAGGGAGCUGGGCAGAACUCUUACAGCAGUGGGAGAUACCCAAGCCAAAAUCAGGGAGCUGGGCAGAGUUCGCAUAACACUGGAAGAUACCCAAGCCAAAAUCAGGGAGCUGGGCAGAGUUCGCAUAACACUGGAAGAUACCCAAGCCAAAAUCAGGGAGCUGGGCAGAACUCGUAUAACACUGGAAGAUACCCAAGCCAAAAUCAAGGAGCUGGGCAGAACUCUUACAGCAGUGGGAGAUACCCAAGCCAAAAUCAGGGAGCUGGGCAGAGUUCGCAUAACACUGGAAGAUACCCAAGCCAAAAUCAGGGAGGAUACCAGGCCUCUGGCAAGGAUACAGUUUCCUCAAGCCAGCACCAAGGGGCAGCUCAAAGUUCCUACAACGGAAGUCCACACAGAAACCCCGGCCGUGUUCCGACCACAACACAAGCCUACGACAGACAUAACUACCCAUCCCAAGGACAGAGUGUGACACGACCUUCAUAUGGGGGAAACACCUCUCCUAACCAUGCUCAAGCAACCACGCAAUCCUUUACAGAUAACGACGGAGUGACUCAGGCACCCUUCGGCAACGCCAAUGAAACGACGCAGUCUUCAUCCUUACCUAGCUUCAGCGGGACAGGGAGUCAGAGCUCACCUCCCCGGAGGAAUGACCCCGGCCGCACCCAGAUGGUGUUCCAGACAUCCCAUGGAAAUUCUAUGCAGUUUCAGGAGAAUACCAACAGGGGAGUAACUACAGGCCAGUGCUCUUAUGUUGACUGGCGCGGUCGCACUAUAAAUAUCAGUUACACCAAGCAUGCCGACGGAAAAGUUGAUGUAGUCACGGAUCCUGAAGUGUGGCAGCCAAAGGCAGCAUACCGCAAUUGCGUCAGAAAGGCCAAGGAGGAGGAAAAGAAGCUUAAUAACGAAAUGGCUGAGAUCGAAGCCGACCUUCGUCAGCAAGAGCAGGAAUUACAGUCCGACAUUGCCCGUCAGGAAUCAGAAGCAUUCGGACGUGGUAAAUGAUAUGGAAGCAAGUAUGCCUACUGAGACAAGCUGGACACGAAUGCUUAUCAUAUUCCCUUCAACUUGUACCUAUGCCCCCCUCCCUCUCCCUCCCUCCUUACUGGCAUAAGGUUUGACUGUAUAUCCUUUAUAAAAAUGUCUUUCUUUUAGAUCUACCUUCUUUCCUUUCUUGUGUUUUGAACGAGGAAUUCACAUAGCAUGAUAAAAUGGCUGUUCUUUAUAUGAAAGCAAAAAAUAAAGGAAAUUUGAAUA
Messenger RNA from Penaeus monodon (black tiger shrimp), 2085 nucleotides. Its product is annotated as protein SPT2 homolog. NCBI's taxonomy places the organism in Eukaryota, Metazoa, Arthropoda, Malacostraca, Decapoda, Penaeidae. Bases 1 to 1833 code for a protein of 610 amino acids. The record is from RefSeq and is a predicted model, not a curated record. The transcript is spliced from 8 exons.